This is a messenger RNA of Planococcus citri (citrus mealybug), 6253 nucleotides long. RefSeq names its product myosin heavy chain 95F-like. Gene Ontology annotation, molecular function: actin filament binding; ATP binding; microfilament motor activity. The transcript is spliced from 23 exons. Gene Ontology annotation, cellular component: endocytic vesicle; cytoplasm; actin cytoskeleton. NCBI's taxonomy places the organism in Eukaryota, Metazoa, Arthropoda, Insecta, Hemiptera, Pseudococcidae. Gene Ontology annotation, biological process: actin filament organization; vesicle transport along actin filament; endocytosis. The record is from RefSeq and is a predicted model, not a curated record. The coding region runs from base 301 to 4125 and encodes 1274 amino acids.
UCGUUAUCACUUAUCACUUAUCAACACCAACAAGCAGACAAGCAGCAGCUGAGGGUGUUGGUGUUAUCGAGUGAGUUUGUACUAUUUGAAACAUCAAACGCAACGCAAUAAAUAUUAGAGCGAACGUUUUUAAAUUGAAACGGAUGCUGUUAAUUUCUAAAAACACACCUCAUCUUGGUGGUUGUGAAUUGUGAUGGUUGCUGUACCGUGUACCUGCACGUCCACACAUUCAGACUGUGUCGAAUAUUUUGAAAGAGGAUAUAUACUCGUAGAAAUUUGAGACCUAAUGGAUCAUUAAAUAUGAUAAUGGAAAACCAGAAAGUAUGGGUUUCGGACCCAGUCGAAGGCUUCGUUAUGGGACGCAUCGUAGAUAUAAAAGUGGACCAAGUUGUAGUUCAGCCACUCAAUUCUAGCAGAUCUGCCAUAAGCUGCGAGCUGGAUCGCGCCUAUCCGGCCGAGGAAUAUGACAGCAAAGAUGUCGAUGAUAAUUGCGCUCUAAUGCAUUUGAACGAAGCCACACUGUUGAACAAUGUAAGACUGCGAUAUCAGAAAGACAAAAUUUACACGUAUGUUGCGAAUAUUUUGAUCGCCGUAAAUCCAUAUUUUGAAGUUAAAAAUCUGUACACUCAAUCGACGAUGCGUUCGUAUCAAGGCAAAUCCCUGGGCGUUUUACCUCCUCAUGUCUUUGCCAUAGCGGAUAAGGCGUUUCGCGAUAUGAAAGUAUUGAAGCAGUCUCAGUCGAUUAUCGUAUCAGGAGAGUCUGGAGCCGGUAAAACCGAAUCUACCAAAUACCUAUUGAAAUAUUUAUGCGACUUGUGGGGCUCGGCGGCUGGACCUAUCGAGCAGAAAAUUCUGGAUGCUAAUCCGGUGUUAGAAGCUUUCGGAAAUGCCAAAACAACUCGUAACAACAAUUCGUCCAGAUUUGGAAAAUUUAUGGAAAUACAUUUCGACAGUCGUUAUUGCGUCGUCGGUGGUUACAUAUCGCAUUAUUUGCUGGAGAAAUCGCGUAUUUGCGUGCAAAGCUCCGAAGAGAGGAACUAUCAUUUUUUCUAUUUACUUUGCGCCGGAGCGCCGCAGCAUUUGCGAGAAGAAUUGCAAAUCACAAAUCCGGACCAUUUCAAUUACCUGAGAAAAGGGUGUACUCAAUACUUCACUAAAAACGCCACCGAAAAAACGUUGCAAGCUGAUCAAAUUAGCGCAAAUCAUAAGAAAAAGGGCAAUUUGAAAGAUCCGCUUUUGGACGAUGUGAUUGAUUUUCAAAACGUGGACAGAGCUUUGAGUAGCAUCGAAUUAUCGGAAGUAGAAAAAUACCAUAUCUAUUGCUUAGUGGCAGCUGUGCUGCACUUGGGCAAUAUCGAAUUCGAAGAAAAUACCGAUAACAAUAAAGGCGGAUCGAAAGUUUCGGACGAGAGUGAAAAAUGGUUGAAAAUAGCCUCCCAACUGUUGUCGGUAGACUGUGACGAAUUAAGGCAAGCUUUGCUCACCAAAGUCAUGAUGACAAAUCGAGGAGGUGUCAAAGGAACCAUCAUAAUGGUGCCGCUAAAAGUGUACGAAGCGAAUAACGCUAGAGAUGCUUUAGCCAAAUCAAUCUACAGUCGAUUAUUCGAUCAUAUCGUGAAAAGAAUUAAUGAAAGUAUUCCGUUCAAAGCGUCUAGUUAUUACAUCGGUGUUUUGGACAUCGCCGGUUUUGAAUACUUCACUACCAACAGUUUCGAGCAGUUCUGUAUUAAUUAUUGCAACGAAAAGUUGCAACAAUUUUUCAACGAACGUAUUCUCAAAGACGAACAAGAGCUGUAUGAAAGGGAAAGUUUACAAGUGCGAAAGAUUCAAUUUGUUGAUAAUCAAGACUGUAUAGAUUUAAUCGAAGCUAAAAGCACGGGAAUCUUCAGCUUGUUGGAUGAAGAAUCGAAAUUACCUAAACAUAGCGCCGAACACUUUACUAACGAAGUGCAUCGUCAGUGGAAUGGCCAUUUUAGAUUGAGCAUUCCGCGUAACUCAAAACUCAAGAUACACAGGGAAUUACGAGACAACGAAGGGUUCCUGGUUAGACAUUUUGCCGGCGCUGUAUGUUAUAAAACGGACCAAUUCAUUGAAAAAAAUAACGACGCACUUCACGCGAAUUUGGAAGGCUUGAUUUUGGAAAGUAAUAACGCAUUUGUGCGAGCGUUGUUUGAAAACAGCAGCGACCUCAGUACCACCCUCAACAAGGGCAAGUUGACUUUCAUCAGCGUCGGUUCAAAAUUCCGUACUCAGCUUUCCGAAUUGAUGGAAAAAUUGAAAAGCACCGGUACCAAUUUUGUAAGGUGUAUCAAACCAAAUCACAAAAUGGUGGAUCAUUGUUUCGAAGGUGGUUCGAUUUUGUCGCAAUUACAAUGCUCGGGAAUGACUAGUGUUUUGGAACUAAUGCAACAGGGAUAUCCAUCCAGGUGUCCUUUUAACGAGUUAUACAAAAUGUAUCAAAAGCUGAUGCCUUCUAAAUUGGCGAGAUUGGACAGUAGUCUGUUUUGUAAGGCGUUAUUUCGAGCUAUCGGUAUGAGUGAAAAAGAUUAUAAAUUUGGCGUCAGCAAAGUAUUCUUCAGACCUGGCAAGUUUUCUGAAUUUGACGCCAUAAUGCGCGCAGAUCCGGAAAAUCUGGCCAGCAUGAUUUCCAAAGUUGAAAAAUGGUUGAUCAUGUCUCGUUGGAAAAAAAUGCAAUGGUGUUCGUUGAUGGUAAUUAAAUUGAAAAACAAGAUACUGUAUCGACGAAGUUGCCUAAUCACAAUCCAAAAGAAUGUUAGAAUGCACUUGGCGAAAAAAAAGCAUAGGCAUCGUUACAGAGGAGUAAUAAAGAUGAACAGUUUAAAAUCUAUUUUAAACAAAAUGAAACCAUUAAUCACCCAGUUAAAAGAAGGAGAAAAUAGUUUCGUAGAGAAUAUGAACCAGCUGCAGUUGAAUUUCGAUGCCAGUAUUAUAAAAAUCAAGCACAAUGAAGACAUCAGUGCCGAUGAAAUUGAUAAAAUGUACGCAAAUUUAAUGAAUGAAGCGAAUAAGCAACUGGGGGAAUUGCAACAAAAAGUUGCCAAACAAAAGAGCGCGGAAGAACAGCUCCGCAUUCAAAAAUUGCAACAAGACAUGGAAAUUGAACGAAAAAGAAAAGUAGAAGAAGAAAGGAGGAAAAAGGAAACUCAAGAUUUGAAAAAACAGAAAAUAGAGAUUGAAAUCAGAAGGAAAGCUGAAGAACGAGAGCAAGAGAAACAAAUGUUGGAAAUGCCCUCAACUACGAAUCCCCUUCAAUUUCAGAUUGAAGAAGAGCAGAAAAAAAUUGAAAAACGUUUGAGAGAAAAAUUAGAGCAAGAACGCAGGGAUCACGAAUUGGCAUUGAGAUUGGCCUGUGAAACAAAUAGUGCACUCGAUGAUGCGCAGCCCUCUGUUACUAGUAUUAAAGAAGAGCCUAGUCUGAAUCAGUUACUCGCUGGGUCCAACGAAGACGGCAAAUAUAACUUAUCUAAGUGGAAAUAUUCGCAGUUACGUGACAUUAUCAACACAUCGUGUGACAUAGAACUUCUCGAGGCUUGCAAAGCUGAAUUCCAUCGUAGGCUGAAAGUAUACCACGCGUGGAAGGCGAAAAAUAACAAACGAAGCGUAUUGGAUGAAAAUGACAGAGUACCCCGUUCUAUUUUAGAAGAAGCUAAUAAACCAAAAACUGGUAUGAAAAAAUACGAAGCAGAUAUAAAUUCGCAAAGAUACUUCAGAAUACCAUUUGUAAGACCGGCUAGCAGCAAUUCAGCCGCCAAUGGUAUCGCAGAUCUUAAUACCAAAAAAGGAAUGUGGUACGCUCAUUUUGAUGGUCAAUAUGUAGCUCGUCAAAUGGAACUACACCCGGAGAAACCACCAAUUCUAUUGAUAGCCGGUAAAGACGAUAUGCAAAUGUGCGAACUAAGUCUAGAUGAAACUGGAUUAACGCGUAAACGAGGAGCUGAAAUUGUCGAAAGCGAAUUUGAAAAAGAGUGGAAACGACAUCACGGCCCUCCGUACGUGCGUUCGGGUAAUCCGAAUUCAGUAGGCACUAGUGCUAGUGCUAUAGAUCAGCGUAAUGGUAAUUUGUAUCGUCUCGGUAAUGGUAAAACAUCUAUCGAUGUUUCCUAACCCUGGUCCCGCAGGUAACUUACUUGACAAACUGUAACGAUUCUCUCAUCUCGUGGCAUUUAUCUAAUCUCGUACAUACCUAUUAUAAGUAGUAAUGUGUUCCUAAAAUAAUUAAUUACGAACCGAUUUUUUUUCUGAUGAAAUAUCAUAUAUCUGCCUUGCCGUGAAAUUUGAGAAAUUUUUGCGCCUGUGUGUACACGAGUGUUCUUUGCUACUACAUGUAGGUACAGGUACAUAUUUUAUGUACGAGUAUCUAAGUUCAUUCUGAUCAAACUAAAAAUGUUUCUUACGAAACGUUAAUUCCAAGUCUUUCAUUUAGUGUUUAUUAUUUCUAUUCCCACUUACAUUCCCAUUUGCGGGUACAUACUCGACACUCGUAUACGCUCAAGUCAUUUUCACGUUGAAUCAAAUUGAAUAGUACAUACUCGUACAUAGGUAAGGUAUGUAGUUACUCGAGACUGAGAGUAUUUUUUACAUACGUUUAAUACGUAGGUGAUGUGAGUCGAGCAGAAAAGAACACGAUGAUUGUUUGCAAAAGUUGAAGGUGAUAUUCUCUGUUCUAAAAUUUGUGCCAUUUCAUAUGACAACUACAGGGCUCGUACUCUGUUUCUUUUCAAGUUUGUUACUUUUUCUACAAUUUUGUUUAUUAUACUCGUGGUUAAUUAUUUUUUAAUUUCCAAAAAUUUGAAAAUUUUCACGCCUAAUCUAAAAAAAAAGUGAAUAUAUUUGCGAAAGUAGGUAUUUGUAGGUUUGUUUACACUUUUUUAUUUUUUUCGCACCGACUACUGUGCAUUUUCAGCAUUCCGGCUACAAAGCACUGUCUUUUGCUAAAAUUCUAAAAGUCUCACUUUUCUGCCAAAAAUCGCAAAAAUCUCAUCUUUGUACCAAAUUUUUAAGUACUUAGUCUCGUUUCUGGCUGAAAAUUGUCAAAUUGUCCGAGAGUCUUGUUUAUUGUCAAAAAAUUCUAGCUUUUUAGCUGCUGAAAAGUCUCACUUUUCAACCUAAAAUUUCAAAAAAUGCUAUUCUUUUGCUAAAAAAAAAAACAUAUUAAAUUGAGUGCUAUUUUCAAAAACUAUCCAAAAGCUUCGUUCCGGUACACUUGUCAGAAAUUACAAAAAGUAUCAAUUUUUGCCGAUAAUUCCCCAAAAAGUCCCGCUUUUUGCUGGAAUUGUUGAAUCGCUUUUGGCUAAAAAUUGUGAAAAAUGCUCGCUUUUUAACAAAAUUUUUAAAGAUAGGUUGUUGUUUCACAAAAAAUUUACAAAAAAUUCCAAAGUCUAAAGUCUCGCUUAGUUUUGCUAAAAAAAAAUUCCAGAAAUUGCAAACAUUUCUAUUUUGUUGACUUAAAUUGUCGAAAAGUUGCGAUUUUUCAUCAAAAAAUUUCGGAAUAGUUCAGCUAAGUAGGUAUUUAAAAUUAAAAACCAGAACAUUCCAUUUUGUAACGUUCCGUUUUGUUGUGCGAAUUUGUUCUACAUUAUAUAAUGCUUUAACGCGUUUUAGGCCUAUUACCUUUUUGGAAAAAAAAUCAGUACGAGCUCUGCAAUUAUUGCGAAUGCGAGUGGGUUUGGUCCCAAAUACAUACGUAGACGUACAACAUAAACCUAGCAAUUGCCCAAUUGGGUUUCAUAACCAUUAUACGCGUACUUGUGUAAUUUGAGCAUAUCUAUACCUACGUAUGCUUCGCAACAUUCCUAUCCUAUAGAUGAUGAUUUAUCAUUCAACACAUCGCUGUGAUUUUAAUCGGAUGGUUUAGAUUUUUUGUUGUUGUUUAUUCGUUUAAUUUUUUUUCAUCAGUAUUGUGAUUAUUUCGAUGUAUAGGAUUAUAAAUCCAAUUCUCGAAAGAAAUAACUUUUAAGUACCUCGGAUAUAGUUAACCAUUUUUUUUUCUUCUCCUAAAUAAAUAAUUACAAGUAAGGUGCAUUCCUCGUGACAGCAACACUGUAAUAACAUUAUUAUAUAAAAGUUUGUAAUCUAUAAUAAUACGUAAUAAGUAAUAACUGUAAAAAUGUAUUACAUUUUUUCAGUUCACAUUUUUGGGAAAUGUGAACUAUAAUUAAUUGGAGUAGGUAUAGGUAUACCGAUCGUUGUUUCGAACAUGUACACAUUUUUGCAAUACAUAAAUAAUAAACAA